UCCUCCAUCCCUCCUCCAUCCCUCUGCUCACUCCUCCAUCCCUCCUCCAUCCCUCCUCCAUCUCUCUGCUCACUCCUCCAUCCCUCCUCCAUCCCUCCCCGCACCCUGCGCCCAUCCCCGGCCGCCGGUGCCGCUCCUGCGGGGGAUGGCGGAGCGGCCGCGUUUCCUCUGCGGCGCGGUGGAAGGUUUCUAUGGCAGACCCUGGUCAAUGGAUCAGAGGAAACUUCUCUUUCAAUGGCUGCAGCAGCGGGGGCUGAACUGCUACAUGUACGCACCCAAGGAUGAGCUGAAGCACCGGCUGCUCUGGAGAGAGCCCUACACAGAGCAUGAGGCAGCCCGCAUGCGGUCUCUCAUCGAGGCUGCCCACGAACGGGGGGUGGAGUUUAUUUUCGCCAUUUCUGCCGGCCAGGACAUGGUGUUUUCCAGCGCUGGGGAUCGCCUCCUGCUGCAGCAAAAACUCAGGCAGGUGGCCGCCCUGGGGUGCCGCUCCUUCGCGCUGCUCUUCGACGACAUCGACCCCUGCAUGUGCCAGGCUGACAGAGAUGUCUUCCCCUCCCUGGCACAGGCUCAGGCCUCUGUGGCCAACCAGGUGUACCAAGAGCUGGGCCAGCCCUCAGUCUUCCUCUUCUGCCCUACAGAGUAUUGCAGCUCACUGUGCUCUCCCAGCCCCAGCCAGUCCUGCUACCUGCAGACCAUUGGGCAGGAGCUGCUCCCAGGGAUCGCUGUCAUCUGGACAGGCCCCAAGGUGGUGUCCCAGGAGCUGUCAGCAGAGCUGCUGGAGGAGGUGGAGGCCGUCCUGAGGCGCCCUCCCGUCAUCUGGGACAACCUCUACGCCAACGACUAUGACUGCAGACGAGUCUUCCUGGGCCCCUACAUGGGCCGAGCUCCUGGCCUCAUGGCCAGGCUCCAAGGGCUGCUCCUCAACCCCAACUGUGAGCUCCAGGCCAACUUCAUCCCCAUCCACACGCUGGGCACCUGGUUUGGGAGCGAGCUGGGGAGCUGUGCCCACCCUGAGCACACAGGAAUGGAGGGAGCCCUGGGGGACAGCCAAGGAGCUCAGGAUGGAAGCUACAGCCCGCAGGAAGCCUUGGAGCUGGCUCUACGUGACUGGGUGGCUGAGAUAAACCAGCAAGCCUUGGAGCCAGGAGGAAGGACCCCAGCACAGCCCAGUGUCAGCCUCAAGGGAGGACCAAAGCUGCAACCUGGCACAGCAGGAGGACAGGAGGGCACCCCUGACCCUCAGCCCCACAGCUCUGCUCCUGGUGGGGCAGACCAGCACAGCCCUGAGCCCUGCAGAGAGGCACCAGAGGAGGGGUGCAGGGAGGUGACCUCAGCCAGGACACCCCCUGGCCACCAGCAGAGCCCUACUGGGGACCAGCUCACCACCACAGGGAGCUGUGAACCCCCCUCUGCUCUGCCCAGCAUGGAUGGGAGUGCCCAGUCUGCAGGAACCACAGAGGCCACCCAGAACCUCCCCAGCCCUACCAUGAGCUCCAGCAGUGGGGCCAACACCAGUCAGAACAUCUCCCUGCCCACCAGUGAUGCCAGGACAGGGGAUGGCAGCCCCGUCCACUCUCCCAGCAGCACCCAGCCUGAGGCCAUCAGGACUGAUGUGCCCCAGACACCCCCAGGACCUGGGGAUGGUGCCAGCCCUGGUGCCACAGCCCCACUGGCUGAUGAGGUUGGUGCUGGGCCUGGUCCCAUGGCACCGGUGACCCCAAAGGAGGCUGAAUCUGGCCCCAUGUCCCCCAAAGAUGCCAGGACCAACCCCACAGCAAAGAUGACCCCAGAGGAGCCCAGGACCAGCCCCAUGGCAUCAGUGACCCCAAAGGAGGCUGAGUCUGGCCCCAUGGCCCUCAAGGAGGCUGGGUCUGGCCCCAUGGCUCCCAAGGAGGUCAGGACCAGCCCCACAUCCCAGGUGGCCCCAGAGGAGGCUGAAUCUGACCCCAUAACCCUUAAGGAGGCCAGGACCAGCCCCACAUCCCAGGUGGCCCCAAAGGAGGCUGAAUCUGGCCCCAUAACCCUUAAGGAGGCCAGGACAAGCUCCACACCGCAGGUAACCCCAAAAAAGGCUGAGUCUGGCCCCAUGGCCCUCAAGGAGGCCAGGACCAGCCCCGCAUCCCAGGUGACCCCAGAGAAGGCCAGGACCAGCCCCACAUCCCAGGUCACCCCAGAGGAAGCCAGGACCAGCCCCACCUCACAGGUGACCCCAGAAGAGGCUGGAUCUGGCCCCAUGACCCUCAAGGAGGCCAGAGCCAUCCCCACAUCCCAGGUAACCCCAGAGGAGCCCAGGACCACCCUCACAGCACCAAUGACCCCAAAGGAGGCCAGACCCCACCCCACAGCACCCCUGACCCCAGAGGAGGCCAUGCCCAGCCCCACAUCACCCCUGACCCUGGAGGAGGUGCGGAUGCUGGUGGAGCUCUUCUACCUGCCCUACCAGCACGGGGCUCUGGCACAGCAGCUCCUGGAGCACUUUCGGUGGCUGCGAGCCAACAGCCUCAGCGUGGGGGUCCCGGACACAGCUCCUGAUGCCUGUGGGGUCACGCAGUGGCGGGGCCGGGCUCGCUCCUUCCAGCAGCUCUGCGCCCGGACGUGCCGCCUGCACAGCCGCCUGGUCAGCACGGCCGGCAGGGCACUGCUCUACGACCUGCACCCCUACCUGUGGGACAUCCGGAACCUGCUGCUGGCUGCCAGCGCCUUCGUCCUCUGGCUGGAUGGUCACCUCCUGUGCGACCCUGACCCCAAGGGCACCUGGGGGAGCUGCUUUGGCUGGUGCCAGAGCAUCAGCGCCCCGAUGCUGCUGGGGAGGGACGCCGAGCCCUGGGCGCGCCGUGGGGGCCUCUUUGGAGAGCUGCAGGCAUUGCUGCCCGUGGGGAACAGCUGUGACCUUUUCUACCAUCCACCCCCGCUGUUCCCGUCCAGCCAGCUGUACCUGCUGCGCCCGCUGCUGCCCCUGGAUAAGGGAGAGCUUUACCGCAUGUGCCGCGAGAGCCUGGACUGUGAUCCCAAAGUGGCAGAGAUCCUCGUGGCCCACCCGGAUCUCCUCGGUGACAGGCUCCUGGGCAGUUUCCUCAGCCUGAGCCCCGAGUACACCUUUGUGCUGGAGGAUGAGGAUGGCCCCUGUGGCUAUGCAGCCGGAGCGCUCCACGCCGAAGGCUUCCUGCAGCAGCGAGACAGCAGCUGGCUGCCAGCCAUAAGGCACAAGUACCCCCCAGAGCUGGGCACAGGGGGGGCAGCUCUGGGACAGGAUGCCUUGGAGGAAGCAGUGCUCUUCUUCCACACAGAGCCCCUGGCAGUGCCCCAGCCCGUGCUGAGGCGUUUCCCCUCCCUGGUACAGCUGGGCACAGCCCCCCGUGUGCUGGAUGUGGGGGCCAGUCGCAGCCUGGCCCUCUGCCUGCUGAGUGCACUCAGGGCCAAUGGCUCACGGGGAGUGUUCUGCCAGGUCAGUGACUCCGACAGGCAGCAGCUGAGCUUCUACAGCAAGCUGGGCUUUGUGGCCCUGCCCGUGGCCUGGGGCAGCUCUCCCGGCUCUCAGCUCCUGGGACGACUCCUCUGAUGACAGGGCACAGGGAGGCAGUGCCCCAGGCCAGGCUGAGCCCCCCAUCCUACACAGCAUCGGCCUGGGCAAGCGGGAGCAGAGGGGCACCUGGAGCAGACCAGGUACACAUGGGAGGGGACAUGGGGGUGAGCAGGAUGUCACUGGGGUGUGUGCAGGGCUGUGAGGUGCCUGGGUAGCAGAGAGCUAUUUCUGCUGCUCAAGGGAUUUGGUCACCUCUGUGCCACCCCAGCUGUUACUGUUUGCUGGGUACCCUGCACCUUCGCUGGGCACCCUCAGGCCUGCAGGAGCUCGUGAGCAGUGUUUGGGUUUGUGGUCCUGGGGCACAGCACGGUGCCUUAGUGCCACAGGAGUGUCCCUGUCAUGCAGGCUGGGCUGCCCAGCUCUCUCCAUGCCCUGUGUGGCCUGAGACUGGGCAGCCAGUGCUGGGGCUGGCUCUCAGCACUGAUGAGGACCUGCUGGUCUGUAUGGACUGAUCUGGUAUGGGAUGUGGUGAGGCAGCCUCUAUUUUUGUGCCUGGGGCCUGAGGGAAGCGCUGUCCUUGGCAAUAAAGCGUUUGCUGG
Molecule: messenger RNA, 4122 nt
Organism: Melospiza georgiana
Lineage: Eukaryota; Metazoa; Chordata; Aves; Passeriformes; Passerellidae
Product: protein O-GlcNAcase-like
Exons: 17
Coding region: 146-3559 (1137 amino acids)
Biological process (GO): glycoprotein metabolic process
Molecular function (GO): beta-N-acetylglucosaminidase activity
Source: RefSeq, a predicted model, not a curated record